AUGGCUGAGAGUUCACAGCCACGGGAUUCGAAGAAGGGAAAGACCCUUGUCAUACCUGAGGUGUUCCCCGAAGAUCCGGACGAGAAAGUACCUUUCUCGGCCAGGAUUCUAAAUGAAAGACUGCCUAAAGGUUAUAGAGCCCCGUCGAUCGGAGAAUAUGACGAGAGCAAGGAUCCGGAAGAGCACUUGCGAAAAUUCAAAAACGCAGCCCUGCUGCACCAAUAUAGCGAUGCUGUUAAAUGCAGAGUCUUCCUGAAUACUUUAUCUGGUUCAGGCUUAAAAUGGUUCGAUGGGUUACCUCAAGGGUCCAUCACCUGUUUUCUGGACUUCAAAACGGCUUUUCUGCGCCGAUUUGCUAGCAGUAAGAAAUAUCAGAAGACAGAUCAUUGGCUUUUCGCUCUAAAGCAGGGAGAUUCUGAUGAGCGCUUCCUCUCAUGGAUUGGGGGAGGGAGAAUUCUUCAGAGGUGGAAGAAGCACAAGCAGCUCGAAGGAAGGCCGAAAGACCACUUCCUUCCACCAACAAGCGAGAAAGAAGAGCGCCUCAACCACCCCCUCAACCUUUACCGCGAGUCCGGGAAGCCAGACCUGCCUUUCAUCACCGGUCUGAAAUUCGACCUGCCCCUCGAGUUGCUGCUGUACAUAUCCCCCGACCAGGGCCAGGGAUUCGCUCGAGACUCCAAGCGGGCUGCUGGGAUGAGAUUGCCUCCGCCCGAGCUAGCUCCUCAGUUGAUCAAGAUGAUGGAGGAACAAAGGGGGGCAAGACAGGUCGGACAACCUCGUCCCGACCUCGCAGAACCUAGCACUCAUCAGCUUGGCCGGGGAAAAGAGCCAGAAGGAUCACGGAAGGUCGAGAACAGAGGUAAUGCAGCUAUCAGAGAGAUCGGCAUGAUCUCUGGAGGGCCGACUGAUGGAGAUUCAGGGAGGGCACGUAAGUCUCAUGUUCGGCGCUUGGAGGUGCAUUCCGUCGGAUGCAGUAAGGAGCAAGCUGCUGGCCCUGCUAUUAGCUUUGGGCCAGCAGACCUGGAGGGCCUGGAGUUGCCUCAUGACGAUGCGCUCAUCAUCAAAGCAAUAAUUUCCAAUAGCCGAGUGGCUCGGGUUUUUGUUGACACUGGGAGCUCGGUCAACAUUUUAUUUAGGACUGCAUUUGAAGAGAUGCAGAUUGAUGCUGCUGAACUUCAGCAAGUAGCUACAUGUUUAUAUGGAUUCACAGGCAAUGAAGUGAAGCCUAUGGGUUAG
This is a messenger RNA of Zingiber officinale, 1236 nucleotides long. RefSeq lists its product as uncharacterized. The record is from RefSeq and is a predicted model, not a curated record. Bases 1 to 1236 code for a protein of 411 amino acids. The transcript is spliced from 4 exons. Lineage: Eukaryota; Viridiplantae; Streptophyta; Magnoliopsida; Zingiberales; Zingiberaceae.